AUGGACUUGGGCGACCACCAGGAGGGGGCCUCCGACAGCCAGCAGCAGCUGCAGGAGGGCCGGAAGAGGCAACGCCGCCAUACACCGGAGCAGGCUAAAAAGCUGGAGGAGUCGUUCCAGAAGUGCGGCUACCCCGAUGAUACCCAGAGCGCUCAGCUUGGGCGCGAGCUUGGCCUGGAGACCAAGCAGAUUGAGUACGAGCGGGCAGAGAACCUCUUCCUCCGCGAGGAGAACAGGAGGAUCCUGUCCGAGAACAUGGUCAUGCGGGAGGUGCUCAAGAACUUCAUCUGCCUCAACCCCAACUGCAUCGCCAAGCACUACAUCGACCAGCAGGAGGAACUCAAUAAGGAGAACGCUAGCCUCAAGGCGGGGUCCCUCCGCUGCGCCACAUCUUUCCAAGAUGAGCUCUAG
This is a messenger RNA of Triticum aestivum (bread wheat), 411 nucleotides long. Its product is annotated as homeobox-leucine zipper protein ROC8-like. Bases 1 to 411 code for a protein of 136 amino acids. The transcript is spliced from 3 exons. The record is from RefSeq and is a predicted model, not a curated record. NCBI's taxonomy places the organism in Eukaryota, Viridiplantae, Streptophyta, Magnoliopsida, Poales, Poaceae. Gene Ontology annotation, molecular function: DNA binding.